CUGCACUACGGGACCCUCCUGGGCAGCAGAGCUUGUGCCCACAUGGCAGCAGCUGCCUGGGCCAGUGCCUUUCUCAAUGCUCUGCUGCACACAGCCAAUACAUUUUCCCUGCCCCUGUGCCAGGGCAAUGCCCUGGGCCAGUUCUUCUGUGAAAUCCCACAGAUCCUCAAACUCUCCUGCUCCAAAUCCUACCUCAGGGAACUUGGGCUCCUUGCUGUUAGUGCUUUUCCUUUCUUUGGUUGUUUUGUGUUCAUUGUUUUCUCCUAUGUGCAGAUCUUCAGGGCUGUGCUGAGGAUCCCCUCUGAGCAGGGACGGCACAAAGCCUUUUCCACCUGCCUCUCUCACCUGGCCGUGGUUUCCCUGUUUAUUAGCACUGGGGUUUUUGCCUACCUGAAGCCCCCCUCCAUCUCGUCCCCAUCCCUGGAUCUGUCCCUGUCAGUUCUGUACUCAGUGGUGCCUCCAAGAGCAGAGGUGAUUGCAGCAUUCAGUGACCGAUACUGA
Molecule: messenger RNA, 501 nt
Organism: Cinclus cinclus
Lineage: Eukaryota; Metazoa; Chordata; Aves; Passeriformes; Cinclidae
Product: olfactory receptor 14J1-like
Exons: 2
Biological process (GO): G protein-coupled receptor signaling pathway
Cellular component (GO): membrane
Molecular function (GO): olfactory receptor activity
Source: RefSeq, a predicted model, not a curated record